AUGCCUGUUGUAAUGAUUCCCAUCCACUUCGAUCGCCCACCUAUCGAAAUCAACUCCUACAAGCGAUCUUUCGUAUUACGGCCAUUUAUUACCUCUGAUUUCAUGACCGGUAUAGCAGCACUGCCAGGAAGGGAUAUUCCAGAAAAAAACAUUUUGGAAAUGGUUCGGCGAAUUGUAACACAUGUCAAGGGGACUUCACGAGUGAUGAUUGAUCUGACAAGUAAACCUCCGGGCACAACGGAAUGGGAAUGA
Messenger RNA from Cooperia oncophora, 252 nucleotides. The record is from the annotation of a GenBank genome assembly. Lineage: Eukaryota; Metazoa; Nematoda; Chromadorea; Rhabditida; Trichostrongylidae.